AUGGAGAAAACUGUGGUGACGGAGUGGAAUCGAGUAUGUGACAACAAUUGGAGCCGUGCCCAUGUGCAUAUGAGUUAUUCACUCGGCUACCUUGUUGGUGGAUUGUUAGGUGGAUUCGUCAGUGAUCGAUAUGGCAGAAAAACUGCAAUCUAUGGAUUUGGCAUUCUUUCCUUGAUAUUCGGAUUUCUACUAGGAUAUUCACGCGAAUUCGAAAUAUUUCUAGUAGUGAGGUUUUUGUUGGCAGCCAGUAAUGAAGCCGCCGAUUUGGCUGCCUAUGUACUUUGUAUGGAGAUUACAGGAGUCAAAUAUCGUUCUAUCGUUGGUAGUCUUCUCCAAGCUCCAUGGGCAUGCGGUUAUGCUUUUCUGGCAUUAGUUGCCUAUCUCACCAAGUCAUGGACCGCAAUCCACAUGAUAACAGUCGGAUUACAUUGCAUCGCACUGGUAUUUAUACAUUUUUUGCCUGAGUCACCUCGUUGGCUGAUUUUGAUGAACCGAGUCGAGGAUGCCGAGAAGAUCAUACGCAAAGCCUGUAAAAAUAACAAAAGUCGUCUACCAAGUGACUUGGGACUUGUUCGACAUGCAGAAAAAAGGAAAUGGAUGAAAAAGGACGAGCGACCUCACUAUUUCCACCUGUUCCGCGCGCCUGAACUGCGUGUUCGAAAUAUCAUGCUAUUCAUUAUUUGGAUUGCUACUGCUCUUGUAUAUUAUGGACUUGUUAUCGCGCUAUCCGAUCAGUCAUCACCAGGAAGGUCAGUAUUUGAUGGCAAUUUCUUCCUCAACAAUGCUAUAGCAGGAGCAAUUGAACUGCCAACGUUAGCAGUGUGUGUGUUUUUGCUCAAGUAUGGUCGAAAAAGGUAAUU
Messenger RNA from Strongylus vulgaris, 860 nucleotides. The record is from the annotation of a GenBank genome assembly. NCBI's taxonomy places the organism in Eukaryota, Metazoa, Nematoda, Chromadorea, Rhabditida, Strongylidae.